Pelodiscus sinensis (Chinese soft-shelled turtle) is the source of this 3044-nucleotide messenger RNA. RefSeq lists its product as uncharacterized. NCBI's taxonomy places the organism in Eukaryota, Metazoa, Chordata, Testudines, Trionychidae. The record is from RefSeq and is a predicted model, not a curated record.
CUACAGCCCCUCCCAUCCCCGACCUUGCAUUUCCGCCGCUCUUCUCUCUGCCAGCCCGCCCAGGCCAUGGCCCCGCCUCGUCCCGCCCAUCGCUAAGGCAGGAACGGGCCCGGAGCGGAGCCAGGAAGCUCUGCACAACCUGCCGACUGCGGUGUGACACCUGACAUUGAACAAUGGGAAGACCCAGGAAAAACCCUGACAGCACAGCCUCACCUCGCCAGGCUGCAACUGUGCCUAAAGCCACCCCAGCAGCACCCCAUUCCUCUGCCUCCUCUACCCAGACCAAGAGGACACCCACAGCCAGCCGACCUAAGAGUGCUCAGCCUUCUGGGAGCACAGACACCAGCAGGGCACAGCCAGACAAGCCAGCCAGCAGCACCACUGCCAGAGGAACAAGGCAAACAAGAGUCACUGCAGCACAUGGCAGUGAUCAAGGAGACACCAAGAUAAGCUACAGAGCAACAGUUAAGAACCCCUCAGUGACAAGUAGUGGGCAACCACGUUCCACAGCAGUUAAAACACCUGCCAGGGCUGACCCCUACCUGGGAGGGAGUCAGUCCAGCUACUCUCAGGCCAAUACCACUGCCAAGGGCAAAACAAGCAAAUUCUCCUCCCUUCUGACAAGUGAAGAUGUGGCGAAGGUGGAAAGAGAAACCCGGGGUCAGAGGGAUAAUCCCAAGUGGCAUGAGUGGCGGGAAAACCGUAUCACAGCUUCAGUCGCACCCAGGAUUGCGAACAGCAAGUUUGUCAACGGCAAGAGCUCAGAGGUGCCCCAGUCUUACCUCAAGGCCGUGGUGAGUUCUGGUUCCAAUGUGCAGACACCUGCCAUGUCCUGGGGCACCAGAAAUGAGAAGAAGGCAGUGAAGGCAUAUGAGGAGCUCCAGUCGAGGAAGGCGGGUAGGGCUGUGAAGGUGGAGGAGUGUGGCCUCUUCAUUCACCAAGGGAAGGAGUGGCUUGCAGCCAGCCCAGAUGGAAUUGUCAGAGAAGCAGACACAGGGAAGCCACUGGGACUACUGGAGGUCAAGUGUCCCUACAAGCACAAAGACAAGACAGUGAAAGAGGCCUGUAAGGACAAAGCCUUCUGCCUGGAAGUGCAUGGCGAGUCCUACUCCUUGAAGAAAGAUCAUCCCUACUACACUCAAGUUCAGUGCCAAAUGGCAACAACAGGCUUUGAGAAGGCUGAUUUUGUGGUUCACACCAACAAAGAUACAGUCAUCACUUCAGUGGACUUUGAUGCAGAGUUCUGGGGGAAAACUGAGCCCAAGCUGGAGAAGUUCUACACAGAGGCUGUGAUUCCCCACCUGGAAGAGAAGAGAAGCGACUCAGUUUGGGCUAAGGAAGAAUAAAGUAAUGGGAACAUCUGGCCACUUCCCCACCAUGAUUUCUGUCUCCCCUAGAUGCUAUGAUAGAUGUUUAAUGAGCUAUCUCUGGUUCUGCCCUAGCAGAACUACAGGAACCAGAAUAUGCCUGCUGUGGCAUGGUUUACAUCUAAAAAUUAGAUCUAACUAGCUAGUUUUGUGCCUUAUGUAGUUAUGUCUUCUAAUGAGCUAGUUAAUGCUCAAUGCAGGAAGCAUCUCCAGUACAGCAGUAGCAGCUGUAAUAUAGAUAUUGCUUGAAACUGGACUCUUCCUUCCUAUUUAGAUUGUAAGCUCCAUGGGGCAAGGAUUGUAUCUGCCAUUGUCUCCUAGAGGAGUGGAGACACGGAAUGAUUUGAUGGUUCUGUUCCAGUCCUUAGCUUUUAGUGCUCUGGGACCAAAUUGAUACCGUUUUUGUGCAGACAGAUUCACUAUUCUAUCUAUUACUGUCCUCUCUGAACAUGUUCCAGUGCUGGCAGCUGCUGCAAAUUAUCCUGUCUCUGGGGAAUUAAGCGGAUCUGUCUGUGAAAUGGUCUAGUUCAGGGUUUACAGAUAGAAGGUGGGUGAAGUAAUCUCACCCAUUUUGCAUCUCUCUCAUUUUAGGACCAACAUAGUUAAAAUAAAACUGUAUAGCUCAAGGUUGUUGGGGAAGGCAAAGCUAGAUUCCAGUUAAUGAUCUGGGCUGUAAAUUCAGAACCAAACUUGAAUUUUAGUUCACCAGUCCUUGCUGCUGUCAGUGGCAAGUUUGCCAAAGAUCAAACAAAAAGUAUGGGGUAGCUGAACUUGUAAUUUAUGGGCCCUAUUGUCAGUUCAGCAUCGCACAAAGGGAAAAUGUGUUCUGCUUUAGAUGGGCUGUUGUUUCUUCUCUUGCCCUUUCUGUAUCUUCCCUCACAAUUUCUUUCCCAUAGCCUGUUAAAACAAUUAAUUCAUUAACUGCUUACAUUUAAAAUGUUUGCAGAUUUGGAGUCCACCUCUCACCCAUGAAAAUGUGAAUCAUAAGCACAGAUGUGUGACUGAUGUGGUUCAUCCUGCCCACCCCAUUCCAAUGCCUGUCCUUUUUGCAGCCUAUUGAGAGACCCUGGUGCAUGCAUACCGUGACUGUCCCACAUUGCAGACACUUUUCCCCCUCCUCCUACUUUUAUGCUUUUGGCUGCACUUCUGCCCUCGACUUACCAUUUACACUCACCCCACCCAUGGCCCCACAAAAUGGCCAUCUAGAACACCAUGGAGAGAGAGUUGGCUGAGGGAGUAUUCUGCGGCUGUGGGGCCUACUUCCUUUACACACUCUGUUCACUUGUCCUGGCAUAGUUCCUCUGGACAGCAUCCACUGGUUCCCUCAGCACCGUCGAUGAACAGUGGGCACUGUCCGGAGUUUUCUGUUCGGUGUCUCCUUCAAGUUCCCUCUUUUUGACCUUCACAGCAGACCCUGCUUUUUAAUUUGUUGUCCCCCAUAUUUAUUUAAGUCACCAGCUUAGUGGUUUGUCACCCAUAGGCUGAGGGGAAGGGCCUUCAACUGUCCGCUCACUUCCCCGGAACCCAAUAGAACCCCCUAAGAAUAUGAAGGGAUUACAUCUCAGAGCUACUAUUUCAGGCUUUCUGCAGAUGCAGAAAGAUAACUGUUUUUCAGAUGUGAACCAAUUAUACUUACACAGCCACGAGAUCCCCAGAGACACUUUAAAUGAAAGCUAA